UCACAGCGCUGUUCCCUCCCUCCGCUGCUCGCUCCUCCGGUUCACUUCCUGUGUGGCGGUAAAGCGUGCUGCAGCUUCUGAGCCUUUCCAACGUUUUCGUGACGAAAAUACAACAAACUCUUCAUUUAUAACCUGAUAUAUUUAACCCGAGAUGAGUUUACCUCUGAACCCGAAGCCGUUCCUGAACGGCCUGACCGGGAAGCCGGUCAUGGUGAAGCUGAAGUGGGGGAUGGAGUAUAAAGGCUACCUGGUGUCUGUGGAUGGCUACAUGAACAUGCAGCUGGCGAACACGGAGGAGUACGUGGACGGAGCGCUGGCAGGACAUCUGGGUGAAGUGCUGAUCAGGUGUAACAACGUUCUGUACAUCCGGGGUGUGGAGGAGGAGGAAGAGGAUGGAGAAAUGAGAGAGUGAUGAAGACUGCCCGUCCUGGUGUUUCUUCAUGUGUGUGUAUCUCUGUGUGUGUGAAUGAGUGUGUGUGUUCACCAUGUGAAACUGUGGGGGGAGGGUUAGGUUUGUUAUUCCAGCAGCUUUCAGGCGAUUCCUUUUGUUUUUUACUGGCUGUGUCGAUGCCGUCACAAAUAAAAGUCAUUAUUGUAAACUUU
Salarias fasciatus (jewelled blenny) is the source of this 603-nucleotide messenger RNA. RefSeq names its product small nuclear ribonucleoprotein polypeptide F (gene snrpf). Gene Ontology annotation, cellular component: catalytic step 2 spliceosome; pICln-Sm protein complex; U1 snRNP. The transcript is spliced from 4 exons. The record is from RefSeq and is a predicted model, not a curated record. NCBI's taxonomy places the organism in Eukaryota, Metazoa, Chordata, Actinopteri, Blenniiformes, Blenniidae. Gene Ontology annotation, biological process: spliceosomal snRNP assembly; mRNA splicing, via spliceosome. Bases 152 to 412 code for a protein of 86 amino acids. Gene Ontology annotation, molecular function: RNA binding.